UCGCGAUAUCGUCGGUGUGGGUGACAGGCAGUCGAGGUUGCAGCAGGCUGAGGGAGACGGUGGAAGGUAAGCAGGAGGCAGCAUCAUGGCGGACAGAGACAGUGGCAGUGACCACGGAGGGCUGGCCACAGGCCCCGGCUCCCUGCCUCCGGGCGCGAUGGGCGCCGCGGCAAGACUGCAACACGACACCGAGGAGCUCGCGUCAAAGCGAGUCGACAUCCAGAAUAAGCGCUUCUACCUAGACGUGAAGCAGAAUGCAAAAGGCCGCUUCCUAAAGAUAGCCGAGGUCGGAGCUGGGGGAAAUAAGAGCCGCCUCACUCUCUCUAUGUCAGUGGCAGUGGAGUUCCGUGACUAUCUCGGGGACUUCAUCGAACAUUACGCCCAGCUGGGCCCGAGCAACCCGGAUAUAGUGCAGGAUGAGCCCCGGCGUGCCCUCAAGAGCGAAUUUCUAGUGCGAGAGAAUCGCAAAUAUUACAUGGAUCUGAAAGAGAACCAGAGGGGGCGGUUCCUAAGGAUCCGUCAGACCGUUAAUCGGGGGCCCGGAUUGGGAAGUGCACAAGGCCAGACCAUCGCGCUUCCAGCGCAGGGACUUAUCGAGUUCCGUGACGCUUUGGCCAAACUCAUCGAUGAUUACGGUGUGGACGAGGAACCAGCAGAACUACCCGAGGGCACUUCCUUGACUGUUGACAACAAACGCUUUUUCUUCGACGUGGGUUCUAACAAGUACGGAGUGUUCAUGCGGGUCAGCGAGGUGAAGCCUACCUACCGGAACUCCAUCACUGUUCCGUGCAAAGUGUGGUCCAAAUUCGGCAACACGUUCUGUAAAUAUGCCGAGGAGAUGAGAAAGAUCCAGGAGCGGAGUAGAGAGAAACGGGCCUCCGAACUCCUACCGGAGGGCCAACAUGGUGACGACGGGGACGAUGAUUGACGGAUUACCGGCUUGAGCAGAAAUAAAUAACAACAAACACCAGACUUUAUAAUCAGACUUUUACUGUAAAAUAUAAAGAGAGAAUUCCAAGGGAAGCACCCCACACACAACCUUCACAGUCAGACUGGCAGUAGCCUACUGUCUCGUCGUUCAUUGCUGGAUGUCACCCACUUACCAACCAUUUUAACAGUAAGCCGCUGCUAUCAAUAACUUGUUUGAACUGUAAAAUAUGAACUGUUUCCUACUUGAUUUAAAUGACAAUGAACAGUGUUUAUUGCUCUAACAAACAACCCGAUUUUGCACACGUCCAAGCUAUUUCGAAAAGGUUUCCAAAGUGCAAAACGAAAAAAUAAACGUAAAUUGGAAAUUACGAAGAUCUCCAUGUAAACCAACAUUUGACAUCAGCACAAAUAUAUAUAUAUAUAUGAUAAAUUACUUUACCAAACCAAUAUCUGAAAUCAGUUGUAGUUUAUUAAUAUAAGGUACGCAGGAAAUAAAAAGUAAAGCGCUAUCUAUUAACGUGUACUGCAGAACGCAACGCACAGACUGAAAAAAGAGACACUUCUGCCAAUAUGCGUAGGCCUAAAUCUCUUUUAAAAAGGCAUUUGGGAAAGUUCUAGUGUUUAAUUUGAUCCAAAAUGUAGUUAUGAAAAGCGUUUCUAUCAUGUCAUAGGCCUACAUUAUGGAGUAUUGUAUGAGGAGAGCAGAGUCGAUAUAGGCCUAAACGGGAUAAAAGCAUCUUUACUAUUGAAUAUCAACCCUUUUGCACCAUGUCCAUUCAAAUUUGGAACAAUGGUUAGAUAAAACAUUUGCUAACUUAGAUAUACUAAUUAUGAUUUUGUGAAUCAGCUGUAUUUAAAUCCUAAGAUGCCCACGUUUUCUGUGGGCGAGUUUUCUUUUUCGGGGGGAGGGUGGGAUGGGGCACAAAAACCAGAUGCUCAACCGGUGAUGGCAGCGCGAGACGCGUAAAAAGACGCAUCAGCGCGCGGCUACAUGCAUGCUGAGCCGCUAGGGCGCAUCCUCUCUGACGUCAGAACAACCUGGUGCCUUAUACACUCCACUCGUUUACGUGCUUCACAUUGUGGUCGAUGUUAAUGAUAUCUCUCUCGACCACUGUAUGUUUUCAUUUGUGAGUUCUGUACUGUUUGCUGUAUGGCUAUUGGUCAACACUAACAAGCCAAGCCAGAGAGGCCCUUUUCUGUAGCCUGUCUCCCUCCACAGGCAGGAGAGCAGAGAAUGGCCCCUAGAACAGCGACAGCAGCAGCACUUCGAAUGUGAGCAUGGAUAGUCAUCAGAGAUGUGGGGUUGUGUCUGUCCACCUCUUGCACCAUGUAAAAUGUAACUGGACGUAUACAGUAGUCAGUCAGUGGGGAUGAGAUGGAGACGGAUGAUGGAUGGAUGCCCUAAGAGCCCCUUGUGAGGUUUUUCUGGAUGUAGGCCAAAAAGGCCAAGGCAGUAUCUUUCUAUGGUGCUACAGCUCCAAUAUAAUCCAAACUAGACCGGGCUUGCUGGUCUAAUUUGUCACUGCAUUAUUUGAUUUCUCAAUGUUACUCUCCACAUGUUGUCAGAGCAGCAGUCUCCCCCUACACAGGGUGAUGACAGACAGUGAGGACAUGACUUUAUAGUGUGCAAUAUUGUACUUGCCAAUCGUGGCAUUGUAUGUUGUAUAGACAAAAAAAAGGCAAAUAUAUAUGUGAUAUUUGAAAAGCAUGAGGCUGAAUUCUGCAUUGUUACAGACAUGUGAAGUCUUUCUCUGCAUUUAAGUGAAAAGGUUUCAAACUAGUGUGAGAUUUCCCAUCACUUUCAUAUACAGUAACCCCCACUGUGUUUCAGUGAGUGUAGACACGUUUCUGGUCUUUCUCUUUCCACAGAAUCGCUACAGUGACAUAGCUUAUCCCCCCCCCCCCCCCCCACAAAUCAGCAAGUUUAUCUCCAGGUCAGUGUUAGAAGCACAGUCCUGCCCCUUCUGAGUGUCUUAUAAUUGAAUUGAGUAGUAUCAUGAAACUUUUUAGUUUUACUGGGAUAAAUUAUCCCAAGUCAGAAGGAGAAAAGUUCAAUGAAAAUGACACAUCAACAAAUUGAUGUGGUGACAGAGGGGGUUGCCCUGACGAUGAAGUGACCAACCAUUCUUCCUGGGGUGAAGACAGAAUCAUUUUGACAGUUACCCAGCAUUCCUUGCUCUCAGUCCACCAGUAAACAAUGCCAUAGAGGAUUUCUUUAAGCGUUGAUUAACAAUCAGUCAGCUAGGUUAACCAUCAGUAGCUGGAUUUAGAGCAUCACAGGGUGGCUUGGAUUAGUUUUGUAGAUCUAAACCUACUGCACUGUACUGUACUGCCAUCAGGCCGGCUGGCGUGAUGUUGAGGACAGACUGAGCAGCAGUAGGUAGGUCUGCUAUAAUUCCACCAGCCAUUUGGAUUCGGUCAGAGUUAUAACUGUAAGAGGCCUCGAGAUGCAUGGGUCCCUAUGUGGGGCCCCAUAUAGGACCCCUAUUAAAUGGCCCUUUACUAGGCUAGCAUUAAAGCUUCAUGGGUUUCUCUCCUCUUUUGGAGAGAAACCCAUGACACUGCCUAACACUGCCCCAGAGUUUCAGAGAUCUUUUACAUAGCAGGUAAACUGUGGAUUUGACUCUGUUGUGCUCUACACAUAUGGAGAACAUUUUGAAGCCAGAAUUCAGUCAAACCUCCACUACCGCUGUGAAAGACCAAAUGCUAUUUCUACACAGUAAAUGCUUGAUUGAAUUCAGGCUUUAAAUGCGAGACAUUAAGCCUGGAAAUUCAAUACACCAUUUUCACAACUCUCUUACUGGCCAGCCCUAGAGAGACGAAGGCUAUAGUCAAUCAGAUCAAGUGUUAACUGGCGAUAGCCAACACCCGCAUAGCUGAUGUUUUGGCGGUGUCCGAAGUGGAACUGCGUUGUAGCUGUCAAAUCAGUGAGCAGCUGCUCUUGAGAUCAUUGUCACGAAGCCACACCCGUCCCACUCGCGUUAGAAGUUUAGAACGAGAAAGUGUAGGCUAUAUAGAAAUAAUGACGUUCAAAUUGAAAAUCAUUUAACAUUUAAUGAGGAUUUCUAUCAGCUUAAUUGAGCUGUAGAUUACAUCUCACAUUCCAGUGUUUGAACUUGUAAAUAUGACUCCAUGGGAUUUCUCUUAAUGCGACUUUGUGCAGCCAAUAGCAAUGUGCGCUUUAGGUAUGAUGCCGGGAGCCGCUUGUGGAUUUGACAGCUCUAACGCGGUUCCGCCUCCGACAAGUCAAAAUAUCAGCUAUGUGGAUGUCGGCUAAAGAGGAUCUGAUUUAAUGGGGCCGUAAUUCUAAAUCAUUCAGCUCACGUUUUACGUUUGUAUGCCUCGCUCUGUAAAACGCACAUCAAAAAUAAAUGAUAAUUAAACAAAAGUGAUUAUUUUUUUGUCAGUUCACAAGGUGCUACUGGGUCCGUUCUGGUUCCGGAGUUGCAUGGUUCUGUGUAAUAGAUUCUAGAACACUGCCUAUUUUAAAGGAUCGACACGGUGUUGGGUCAGAACCAACUGCCACGGUUUAGAGCUGAUGAUUUCGCCAUGUUGCUCACAUUGCAGUUAAUCAAUGGGGCACAAAAUGGACACCAGGUGUUUUUGUCCCAUAAUCAAAACCUGCAGUGGGUUGAUUGUAACUGUGCAGCAGCAUGGCUAGUUCAGUUCAGUGUAACAUUGGUGGUGGUGAUGGUGCUUGUGCUGUUUGCAUCAGAGAGAGAUGUCUUAGAAUUGAUUAACUAUUAUAGGUGCUUUGUUCUUCUUAUUUGUACUAGUUCUUAAUGGUGGGAAUGUGUAUUUUGAUCUAAACAACAGCUGCAUGACCAUGGUAACAACCUCUACCAGUCCCUUUAGAGGUGUGGUCUUCUGGAAUCUCUCCCACUACAAUUCCAACUUCCAUUCAUUCUACCAAGCUGUUUAAAGAUCCAUUCAAUUGAGUUUCAGUGUUCUAUUGUCGCUAUGACAUUUCUCUGGUCCUUCAAGUUCAGACCAAUCACUCACAGACAAUGUCUAUAAUGGGCAAGGCCAAUCACAAUCUUGUUUGUGAAGCCAACAGUCAUCUUGACCAUUACUAGCUCAGCACGCAUUCUGUUUUGCACAUACCAAUGCAGAGUCCUUCAUGUAUGCAGACUGUAUAGGCUACCGUUAUGUACAGGGACGAGACAUUGGGAAAAGGAUCUAUGAAAGUCAAUGGGGAGGAAGAGGGUCAAUGCACAAUGAACAUAUCCCAUGUCACCAUAUGGUCUAACUACCCUUUAUCAACCCUAUAUGAUAUGUUGCACCUUUCAAAAUAUUUUAUCUGUGGUGUGUGUGUGUGUGUGUAUAUGAUGAUCCUUGUUUCAGAAAAAUAUAACAUAUAAACAGGAAAAGCAUAUUGCUGUUUUUUUUCUUUUGUAUUUUAUACUUACAGAAAGCAUUGAAUAAAAUGGAUAAAUACUUGCACUUUAGAUAUAUUAAGAAAAUAAAAAAAUCUGCAUAUUAUUUUUGAUAGGGAUCUCACAUUCAGAGAGUAUAAAUUACUUUCCAGGCAUUGUGACAUUGCUGGACAGAGAUGUAUCGAGUUCUUCUACUUAUUGAAGUAUAUUUUGUCUGUGUUUCAGAAGGUUUACUAAAGUAAAUUGCAUGAUAAAGUAGUGUUACACCAAUAUUGAUAUUUUUUAGUUGGUAAUAAGGUCUGAAAACUGUGAUGUACCAUGUUUAACUUUUCCCCCAUACAUUCUAGAGUAGUUCUUACUGAUUCAUGGCCUUUCCUGACUACAUGACGAUGGUGCUUCAUUUGGCUUUGAAAAAUCUGCUCAUCCAACAUUUGACAUCAUCAUAACUUGUAUCUUACUGUACUUCAUUACUUUGUUUAUGUACUUUCACUACCUUAUUAAAUUUUAGUUGAUGGCAAAACGUGUGCUGUUUUGUACGUUGUUGUUUUAAUGUUGGAAAAGCCUUUGUCGUCUGAAAAUGACUAAUUGCAAUAAACAGGCAUUCCUCAUGCUCUUGUGUCUUUA
This is a messenger RNA of Salmo salar (Atlantic salmon), 5930 nucleotides long. Its product is annotated as transcriptional activator protein Pur-alpha. NCBI's taxonomy places the organism in Eukaryota, Metazoa, Chordata, Actinopteri, Salmoniformes, Salmonidae. Gene Ontology annotation, molecular function: purine-rich negative regulatory element binding; DNA-binding transcription factor activity, RNA polymerase II-specific; RNA polymerase II transcription regulatory region sequence-specific DNA binding. Gene Ontology annotation, biological process: regulation of transcription by RNA polymerase II. The record is from RefSeq and is a predicted model, not a curated record. Gene Ontology annotation, cellular component: nucleus.